GAUAAGUUGAAAUGCUUGAUUUUAGCUACCAACAUCUGGUUGUGGCAGGUACAAUUAGCCCUUCACUGCUUAAACUACAUCAUUUGACUUCUUUAAAUUUCAGCAGUAAUGAUUUUAAUGGAAGUCCCAUCCCAGAGUUUUUUGGUUCUUUGAAAAAAUUGAAAUUACUGGAUCUCUCUAAUGCUAAUUUUAGAGGUCCAAUUCCUUCUCUACUUGGAAAUCUUUCAAUGUUGGAGACUCUUAGACUGGGUAGCAACGGUAGAGUUUUCAAUGUUGGAAAACUUGAGUGGCUUUCCCAUCUUCCUCGUUUGAAAGAGGUUGAUCUCAGUUUCACUAACCUGAGCAAUGCCAAUGAUUGGUCUCAAAUCAUUAACCAUCUUCCUUUGCUUCAAAAACUAAAUCUGAGAGAUUGUGAUCUUCCAAGCAUCUCAUCUUCUUCUGUUUCCCUUACCAACUCUUCUACAUCUCUCAACACUCUCGCUCUCUCUGAUAAUAAUCUCCCUUCUUCUGCCAUAUAUCCAUGGUUGUUUAAUGUUAGCCGCAACCUUGUUUCCCUAGAUCUCUCAAAUAACCAGUUGAAAGGUCCAAUUCCAGAAGCUUUCGGGAACAUGAUUGCUAUUCAAGAACUUUAUCUGAACGAUACUCUUUUAAAUGGAUCCAUAAGCAAAAGCAUUGGACAACUUUCGAACCUGCGAGUCUUGCGGCUUCCAGCGAAUUCUUUUGGUGGUGAUGUAAUUUCCGAAGCUCAUUUCUCAAAUUUCACCUAUUUACAGGUGUUGGAUUUAUCCGAUACUUCUUUGACUUUGAAAUUCAACUCCGGAUGGAUUCCUCCCUUCCAACUGAAUCAACUAUUGCUUUGCUCUUGCAAGUUAGGGCCUCGUUUCCCAAAUUGGAUUCAGACUAAAAUGGACGUCCUAAACCCUGACGUUGAUAUUUCUUCCAUGGAUUACCUUGAUAUUUCUGCUUCAGGAAUUUCGGAUUCUCUUCCCUACUGGUUUUGGGACAAAUUUCAGGGAUUAUCGUACAUAAACAUGUCUUUUAAUCAGAUCAGUGGUUUGUUGGCAUUGUUUGAUCUCUCAAAUAAUCUAUUUUCUGGAGUGAUUCCAGACUGUUUUGGAAGUUUCCCGUUUUUAACAGCUUUGAAUUUGGGUGAUAAUAGUGUCUCGGGCUCACUUCCAAGCUCCUUAGGAUCUCUGAUUUAUCUUGAAAUGCUAAGUUUACGUGGUAAUAAAUUCUCUGGAGAAUUACCUUCAUCUUUACAGAAUUGUGCCAAGUUAAAAUUUCUCGACUUGAGUGAUAAUGAAUUAUCAGGAGAAAUACCUAUGUGGAUCGGUCAGAAGCUUUCAUCGUUGGUUUUUCUUAGCCUUCAAAGGAACCAGUUCAAGGGAAGGAUUCCCCAUCAACUUUGUGGAUUGAAAUAUCUACAAAUCUUGGACCUCUCUGUAAAUAAAAUCUCUGAUACAAUACCAUCAUGCCUCAAUAAUUUCACUUCCAUGACAAAAAAAGUGAGUUUAGAUCGAAUGAUUGAGCAUCACAUCGUAGAUAUUGGACCUGAAUUGGUAUUUAAUAAGGGUAUGUAUGUUGACAAGGCAUUGCUUACAUGGAAGGGGACAAAGCAAAGCUAUCCACAACUUGGAUUGCUACUAGCCAUUGAUCUCUCUUCUAACAAAUUAACAGGAGAGAUUCCUGAAGAAUUAAGUAGUCUUCAAGAACUGAAACAAGUUUUCAGGAAACAUCCCGACAAGCUUGUCUGA
Molecule: messenger RNA, 1754 nt
Organism: Gossypium arboreum
Lineage: Eukaryota; Viridiplantae; Streptophyta; Magnoliopsida; Malvales; Malvaceae
Product: receptor-like protein EIX1
Exons: 3
Coding region: 12-1754 (580 amino acids)
Molecular function (GO): protein binding
Source: RefSeq, a predicted model, not a curated record